UUGGCCGAUAGCGGUGCGAAAAAAUUUUGCUUGACACGAAGAACAUGGUGAUGCAUGCGCAACUGGUGGAAGCACUCACGAAGGUGGACAAGCGGACCCAGAACCUCCUCAAGCGCGUCAUCCAUUAUGAACCUGUCCAAAAGAUGCUCGAAGCAUUCUUGAACGACACAUCGCGGUCCUUUGAAGACUGGAUUUGGGAUUCCAAGACGCGUGAAGUGUUGAGUCGAUUGCAAGACCGGGCAGAUAUGUUUGGACCUCACGCCGCCACAAAGGACCACACUCUACAGACAAGCUUUAGUGACGCCCUUCAGAACGGACUCAAUCGCAUGGACGAUGAGUCCAUCGUGGGUGUCGCGACGACAGCCAAGCAGACGGGCAAAGAACUCUUUGCCCACAAGCGAUUCGAGCAAACGUUGAAAGCGUUUCGAAAUGCCGCGGAAGUCCUCAAACCCCACUUGGCACGGUCCCCCACCGCCUUUUCGUCACUUUUCGUUACAUCUUGCACCAACGCUGCGAUCUGUGGCAUCAAGCUGCAGGCAUGGCCAACCGUACAAGAGUACGCCCAGCUGGCCCUGGCGCAGAGCCCCACGGACGGUAAAGCGUGGUACUGUCUUUCUAAAGUCCUCUUGUGGGAGCAUCGGUACGACGAAGCGAAGCAAGCAGCGGAGAAAGCGUUGGAUGCAAACCCGAACGACGCGAUGUGCCACAAAGUCCUUCAAGACAUCGAGGUCCUCCAACGCCGUGUCGAAGCACGCGUGGCAAAAGAGACUGAGCUCCUUCGGCAGAAAGCUGAUCUCGUUCGCGAGAAUGCCGAGGCCGCGCGGGCACUCGAGGAGGCCAAGUACAAGCCACGGUUUGUCGCGCUUCCGGCUCCCACAAGCCCGAAAACACCCGCGAGUCGAUUGAACAUGUACUUUCAGCGAAGCAAAGAACAGGUCUCGAUCGACUUUACAUCCCUCUUCGACGUCGAGAAUGGCGAGCCGCCUCUAUACGAGUGUGUUGUGACCAACUUGUCGACGAAAACGCGCCUGGCGACGGCCCAAGCACCAAACAAGAAAGCCGCGCAAGCAAUUGCGACCGACGUGGCCAUCCUCAAGAUGUGGUACGACCGACACACGACCGGGACCCUGCACGCAGAAGACGCUGCGUACCUUGCGGCGCAUCCUGACGACCUCGAGACUAUUCUGGGACUGGACUACUCGAUGGUUCACACAAAGCUUCGGCAGCAACCGGAAGCACCCGUUCAGAUGACGUACACGAGCGCGAUCUUUCUCCGCGACCAAAACGCCUCUCCAUCGAUGUACCUGAACCAGCUGCACUCGCAGGGCAAACUCCACAUUCACUUCGACAUCACCGAUCUCUCUGACAUCCCCAACAACAUUCAGCUAUUCCGGGUGUCGGCGAUCCUAAACGGUCGCGUGGUCGCCACCCACGAGUGUCCGUCCAAGAAGACCGCCAAGCAAGUCGUGUCCAAGACUGCGUUAGAUGUGGCGAUCCGAGAAAGUCAAGCGAUGUUUCCAGACCAAACCGAGGAUUCGAUCCGAGACGUGCCGUCACUGGGUGCAGUGCGUGACGAGCGCUGAAA
Molecule: messenger RNA, 1585 nt
Organism: Aphanomyces invadans
Lineage: Eukaryota; Oomycota; Saprolegniomycetes; Saprolegniales; Verrucalvaceae
Exons: 3
Coding region: 45-1583 (512 amino acids)
Molecular function (GO): protein binding
Source: RefSeq, a predicted model, not a curated record